AUGAUAAAUCCAGAGAAAGAUGUAGCUUUAAAAGAAAAACUGAAAUUUUUAGAAAAUAACCUUAAUCAAUUUGACAAAAUACAGACAUAUUGGAUAGAAACUUUUGAUUAUAGGCAAAACUUGCUUAAAAAUUUCGAGACGUUGUAUGGAGAUAAACAUGACAAGCUAUUUUUCAAAUGGGAUUGUAUAACCGACAAGUUAACUACAUACUUUUCCCAAAACAAAUCAAAAUCUAUAAAAUUAUAUACAAAAACGGAAAAUAGUUUGCAUGUUUUUGAGUUACUCUCAAUACUUUUAGCUCCUUCGGCGUAUAGGAAAAAGUCAACAGAAAACAGACGAGUGAAGUUAACAAGUUACGAACUUUUAAGUUCUUUUUUAUUUUUAGUAAAGGACACUAGCUUACUUCUAGAGAGCCACGAAAAUUUGAAAUCUAAUUUGAGAAGUAAAAGUCAGCGCUUGCAGCCAAGCUUAUUUCUUGUUGGUGAUUCUUACGAUGAUAUUCAGUGUUCUUACGUAUUUGUGAAUGACGUGCUUUAUAUAUUGGAUAGCCCAUUAGUUGCCAUUGACGUUUGUUUCAAAAUAAUACAUGCAGUAAAUGCGGAAUAUCAGCAGGACUGUGAAAUUAUUUGGAUGUUUUUGCAGAAGUUUGUGUACGAAAUAUCCACGAAAUAUGAUAAAACAUACAGCAGACUUAAUUCAUUGAUGUCUGAUUUGGCUACGUAAGUCAACUACUAUUUUUU
Molecule: messenger RNA, 740 nt
Organism: Condylostylus longicornis
Lineage: Eukaryota; Metazoa; Arthropoda; Insecta; Diptera; Dolichopodidae
Exons: 4
Coding region: 1-723 (240 amino acids)
Source: RefSeq, a predicted model, not a curated record